AGGAGAGAUGAACCGCGACCUCAGGACCAUCGCAUCUCUCUGCAGCUGAAACAACAAGAAACCCUAACGAAAACCUGCAAUCGACGCUUCCUCUCUCUCUCUCUCCUCUCCUCUCCUUUUCUCUCUCCAAAAAUUCUCCCCGUCGCUUCUUCGCCACAGUUCGUCUCGUUCAUCGCACUAUAUGCUUCCUAGAAAGAGAGAAGCAGUGGGCGGAGAGGUUGUAGUAAACGAAGCCACGGAAUCUCCGAUCAAGAAGCUUCGCGGAGCUGCGGCUACGGACGGUUCUAAGAGCAACGAAAACAAUAACACCACCACUUUUAACAACAACAACAACAACAGUAGCAGCGUCGACGAAUUGCCGAUCAUGGCAUUGGGCAACGGGAGCUCAAACGAUAUCGAUGAAGAUCUCCACAGCCGGCAGCUGGCGGUGUAUGGCAGGGAGACCAUGCGCCGGCUCUUUGCCUCCAACAUUCUCGUCUCUGGAAUGCAGGGCCUCGGCGCAGAGAUUGCAAAAAACCUUGUUCUUGCCGGUGUCAAGUCUGUGACCUUACAUGAUGAUGGAGUUGUUGAGUUGUGGGACUUGUCAAGCAACUUCUUCUUUUCUGAGGAUGAUGUUGGAAAGAAUCGGGCCCUUGCCUGUGUCCAAAAAUUACAAGAACUAAACAACGCUGUUCUCAUUUCGACCAUAACAACUGAAUUGACAAAAGAGAAACUCUCUGAUUUCCAGGCUGUAGUUUUCACUGAUAUUAGCCUGGAGAAAGCAAUUGAAUUCGAUGACUACUGCCAUAAUCAUAAGCCUCCCAUAUCUUUUAUAAAAUCCGAAGUACGAGGCCUUUUUGGCAGUGUAUUUUGUGACUUUGGCCCUGAGUUCACUGUUCUUGACGUUGAUGGUGAGGAUCCACAUACAGGCAUAAUUGCAUCGAUUAGUAACGACAACCCUGCUCUCGUAGCAUGUGUUGAUGAUGAGAGGCUUGAGUUCCAGGAUGGGGAUUUAGUUGUGUUCACCGAAGUACAUGGAAUGACUGAGUUGAAUGAUGGAAAGCCGAGGAAGGUUAAGAAUGCAAGACCCUACUCAUUCACAAUCGAGGAGGACACUACCAAUUAUGCUGCGUAUGAGAAAGGGGGUAUAGUCACACAGGUGAAGCAACCCAAGGUGUUGAACUUUAAGCCUUUGCGAGAAGCACUUAAGGAUCAUGGCGACUUCCUUCUGAUUGACUUCUCCAAGUUUGAUCGCCCACCUCUCCUACACUUGGCAUUUCAGGCACUAGAUAAGUUCAUCUCAGAGUUGGGGCGUUUCCCUGUUUCUGGAUCUGAGGAUGAUGCUACAAAAUUCAUAUCUUUGGUAACUAACAUCAAUGAUAGCUCAGCAGAUGGGAAGCUUGAGGAGAUUGACCACAAGAUUCUUCGUCAUUUUGCAUUUGGUGCUAGAGCUGUGCUAAAUCCCAUGGCUGCUAUGUUUGGUGGUAUUGUUGGACAAGAAGUUGUGAAGGCCUGUUCUGCUAAGUUCCAUCCUCUUUUCCAGUUUUUCUACUUUGAUUCAGUUGAAUCCCUUCCGUCAGGGACCUUGGAUCCUAAUGACUUUAAGCCUUUGAACAGCCGAUAUGAUGCACAAAUUUCAGUAUUCGGAGCCAAGCUCCAGAAAAAGCUGGAGGAUGCAAAAGUGUUCACUGUCGGAUCUGGUGCACUAGGAUGUGAGUUUUUGAAGAAUUUAGCAUUGAUGGGUGUGUCUUGUGGUAAAGAGGGGAAGUUAACAAUUACAGAUGAUGAUGUUAUUGAGAAGAGUAACCUUAGCAGGCAAUUUCUCUUCCGAGAUUGGAACAUUGGGCAGGCUAAAUCAACAGUAGCUGCCUCUGCUGCUACGUUGAUAAAUGGUAGUCUGAAUGUUGAAGCACUGCAGAAUCGCGCAAGCCCGGAUACUGAAAAUGUGUUUGAUGAUACUUUCUGGGAGAAUUUGGAUGUUGUUAUCAAUGCUCUGGACAAUGUGAAUGCAAGGCUUUACAUUGAUCAGAGAUGCUUGUAUUUCCAGAAGCCCCUUUUGGAAUCAGGAACACUAGGUGCCAAGUGCAACACGCAGAUGGUCAUUCCUCACCUGACUGAAAAUUAUGGAGCAUCGCGGGACCCACCUGAAAAGCAAGCACCCAUGUGUACUGUCCAUUCCUUCCCUCACAACAUUGACCACUGCUUGACAUGGGCCCGAUCUGAGUUUGAGGGUCUACUUGAGAAGGUGCCAGCUGAAGUAAAUGCCUACCUGACCAAUCCUCAUGAAUACACUGCUGCAAUGAAGAAUGCUGGUGAUGCUCAGGCCAGGAACAACUUGGAAAGUGUCAUUGAAUGUCUUGACAAGGAGAGAUGUGAGACGUUUCAAGAUUGCAUAAACUGGGCCCGUCUAAAAUUCGAGGACUACUUUGUCAACCGUGUGAAGCAGUUAACAUAUACUUUUCCUGAGGAUGCUACAACCAGUAGUGGGACACCAUUUUGGUCUGCCCCCAAGCGUUUUCCUCGCCCGCUGCAGUUCUCAGUUGAUGAUCUCAGCCACCUUCAGUUUUUAAUGGCAGCAUCUAUACUACGAGCAGAGACAUUCAACAUCCCAAUUCCUGAUUGGGUAAAGUCUCGUACAAAGUUUGCUGAUGCUGUUAACAAAGUGAUGGUACCAGAUUUUCAGCCUAAGAAAGAUGUGAAGAUUGAGACUGACGAAAAAUCUACAAGCGUCUUACCAGCAUCGAUUGAUGAUGCUGCGGUUAUCAAUGAGUUGGUUGUGAAGUUAGAAAAAUGCAAGGAGCGGCUGCCACCAGGCUUCAAGAUGAACCCGAUUCAGUUUGAGAAGGAUGAUGACACAAACUAUCAUAUGGACCUGAUAGCUGGAUUUGCAAACAUGAGGGCCAGGAACUAUGGCAUUGGUGAAGUUGACAAGCUGAAAGCCAAAUUCAUUGCAGGAAGAAUCAUUCCUGCGAUUGCAACAGCUACUGCUCUGGCAACUGGCCUUGUCUGCUUGGAGCUGUACAAGGUUCUGGAUGGAGGGCACACGGUUGAGGACUACCGAAACACCUUUGCCAAUCUCUCCCUUCCUCUGUUCUCCAUGGCUGAACCAGUUCCUCCAAAAGUCAUCAAGCACCAACAUAUGAAGUGGACAGUAUGGGAUAGGUGGAUUAUAAGAGACAACCCAACUUUAAAGCAGCUCCUCAAGUGGCUCGAAGACCAGGGCCUAAGCGCGUACAGCAUCUCCUAUGGAAGUUGCCUGCUCUUUAACAGCAUGUUCCCGAAGCACAAGGAGCGCAUGGACAGGACCAUGGUGGACUUGGCUACGAGUAUUGCGAAGGCAGAACUGCCUCCAAAUAGGAAUCACUUUGAUGUGGUGGUGGCUUGCGAAGAUGAAGAAGAGAACGACAUUGAUAUCCCGCAAAUCUCCAUUUACUUCAAGUAGGCAUUUCGGUUGAUGAGCUUAUCAAUCAAAACUGGAAUGCAAUCUUUAGGAUGCAAACCCUUUGGCAUUUGACUUUUAAGUUUAAUACAAGCAGCAAACGGAGUUUUAUAUGUACUCAAUUAUAUGUCUAGACUUUAGAGUAGCACCGAUUGUCCGAACUUCGUUAUGUUCCUGCCGAUUUCAGGUCCAGGUCCAUCUGGUUAUACUUUCUAAUGUUGGUUGUUUAUUUUGCCAAUCAGUCAAUUUUAUGUCCUUUUUCCUUCGUU
Molecule: messenger RNA, 3687 nt
Organism: Pyrus x bretschneideri (Chinese white pear)
Lineage: Eukaryota; Viridiplantae; Streptophyta; Magnoliopsida; Rosales; Rosaceae
Product: ubiquitin-activating enzyme E1 1
Biological process (GO): DNA damage response; ubiquitin-dependent protein catabolic process; protein ubiquitination
Cellular component (GO): cytoplasm; nucleus
Molecular function (GO): ubiquitin activating enzyme activity
Source: RefSeq, a predicted model, not a curated record